AAACUCCCGCCGAACGUAUAUACGUUCGAGUGGAUCCCACAGUCUGAUCUCUUACACCAUUUCAAGAUAAAGGCAUUUAUAACACAUGGAGGAUACAACAGCUUGCAGGGAAAUGCCAAGCUCUAUCGCUGCGCUUUAACAGAAUCAAAUUUAGGAGACAAUAUCAGCAGGAUGGUUAUGCCGCUAGGAGGUGAUCAACCAAGGAAUGCAAGAUUAGCUGAAAGGCAUCACUUUGCUGUGAGGAUCCACAAAAACGAUGUUUGCGCAGAUAAAGUGGCAGAAGCACUCGGCAAAGUGCUUGAUGACCAAAGGUUUGUUUACUUCUGGCCGCUCUUACGCAUGAAGUAAAC
This is a messenger RNA of Cylicostephanus goldi, 350 nucleotides long. NCBI's taxonomy places the organism in Eukaryota, Metazoa, Nematoda, Chromadorea, Rhabditida, Strongylidae. The record is from the annotation of a GenBank genome assembly.